Molecule: messenger RNA, 1209 nt
Organism: Lolium perenne
Lineage: Eukaryota; Viridiplantae; Streptophyta; Magnoliopsida; Poales; Poaceae
Source: RefSeq, a predicted model, not a curated record
AUGGCGAGGGAUGAUGGGCGUAGGAGUUCUCAGGAGGCGCCUCGUGACAGGGGUCAGCAGCAGCGCGGCGGUGCCGGAGGUGGGCAGGGAGCCACACCUGGUAACCCGGCGGCUGCGGUGCACAAACCCCCAGCGCAGGGAGCGGCCGGGCAGCAUAAGGGGAAGAACAAGGCCAAAGGGGGCGGCGGACAGCAGUCGGGCCAGGGCAACGGCGGUGAAUGCUUCCGGUGCGGGCGCGCAGGGAAUUUCCAAUCCGAGUGUGAGUUCGACCCCCUCUGCGUGCUGUGUAUCAAGGAGGGGCACAUCUCGGCCAAUUGCCCAACCCGUGGGAAGGCACUGAGGCUGCAGGCGAUGGGUUUCGCCAUCACGGGGGGAGGCUUCUACAACAUUGAGGUGGAACCGAUUCGCGACGAGGAGAAGAGUGACCAGUUUAUGGCGGUCAUCAAGUUCGACAAGCAACAGCCGCUCUCGGCGAUCCAACUGUCUGACGAGCUGAAGAAUCUGGUGGAUGAUCUGUGGGAUUGGCAAGUGGCCAAGGUGUCGAAAUCCGAGUUCACGGUGUGCUUCCCAUCCCGGGCCACCCUCAAGAUUAGCACCGGCAGCGGCAAGCUGUACCUCCUGUUGAGCAAGGCCGAGGUUAGCAUCAGGGAGGCUUUCCUCCCGCCGCGGCCAGGGAAGGCCUUCCCCACCACUUGGGUUAAGCUGACGGGCCUGCCAAGGGAUAUGAUCGAAAAGGAUAGGCUGAUGGCCGGCAUGGUGAUGAUUGGUAGGCCCUUGGAGGUUGACGAGCUCUCCCGUCGGAAGUGGACGACGGAGCCUGUGAGGAUGAGGUUCCAGUGCCGGUUCCCCGAGCGUAUCAAGGGGACGGUGCAGCUCACUGUCAACGGGGAGCCGUACACCGUUGGGGUGCAGGCGGAGCUGGGACGCAGUGGCCCGGGUGGGGCCGGGGAUGGCGGGCCUCCUAAGCCGCCGGCGCCCCCCAGGGAUGACGAUGGGGACAACGAGUCGGAGGAGCACAGCCACGAGGCGUGGAACCGCCACGGCUGGAAGAAGAAUGGAGACAAGGACCAGUGCCAGGGAGGCGAGGUCGAUUCGCAGAAGGGUGGGGGCGCGGAUUCGGCGAGUUUGGCGGCGGUGUUGGUUCCUUUAGCGCGCCGCAGCUGGGCAGGGAGGUGGCUGUCCAUUUCAAUCAGUACGGCUCGAAUAUGA